Molecule: messenger RNA, 762 nt
Organism: Ostreococcus tauri
Lineage: Eukaryota; Viridiplantae; Chlorophyta; Mamiellophyceae; Mamiellales; Bathycoccaceae
Product: Ankyrin repeat
Exons: 1
Coding region: 1-762 (253 amino acids)
Molecular function (GO): protein binding
Source: RefSeq, a predicted model, not a curated record
AUGGACGCCGCGCCCGAGCGCCCGCCGACGCGCCCGAGCGAGGCGACGAUGCGUCGACGCGCGGCGGCGAUGCGCGCGGCGACGCUGCGACGGGAAUUCGACGCAUUCGCGCGGGACGGGCCGACGCACGACCUGCGAACGCCCCUGCUCGGCGCGUGCGAGGACGGCGCCGAGGACGCGGCGCGGGUGAUCUUAGAGCUCGGCGCCGCGGUGGACGAGCGGGAUGAAAAGGGGACGACGGCGUUGAUGACGGCGGCGGCGUGGGGACACGCGGGGGUGUGUCGAUUGUUGCUCGAACGCGGGGCGGACGUGAACGCGCGAGACGAUGGGGGGGACACGGCUUUGCACGAGGCGGUGCGGGCGGAUGCGGAUGAGGUGGUGAUCGCGCUGUGUGAGUGGCCGGGAUGCGACGUGGACGCGAAGAAUAAACACGGGUGCGCGCCGCUGCACGUGGCGUCGCACGCGGGGAACGGAGCGAUGACAAAGUUGUUGAUACGGUUAGGGGCGUGCGUGAACAGGGAGAUGAACGGGGGGUACUCGGCGUUGCACGUCGCCGCGGCGAAUGGGUCGAGCUCGAGCCUGAGCGCGCUGCUCGAGGGGGGGGCGAACAUUCGGCACAGCGCGUCGGAGAGUAAUUUGCAUCGAACGGCGAGCGGGACCGCGUUGGAGCUCGCGGAGGCGAACGGGCAGCGAGAGGCGGCGGCCAUGUUGAGAAAUGCGUCCGAUCUCGAGUUUCAACGAUCGGGGUUGUUUCGCGACUGA